GUUUUUUAAACAGAAGAUACUAUAAAAGAGCAACACACAGAAAGCGAAUAUCAGAGAGUCGUGUUGGAUUCAUUCGUAUCGCUGAUCGUGGUCACGAAGAACGAUAAAGAUGGCAAAUAAUGUGACGGGAAUCUUUCUUCGAAAAGAAGUCGAAGAACUGCGUAAAAAAGGCGAAGACUGGGGUCUCAGCAAAGAACAAAUUGACGAAGCGAUUCUUCGAGCACUCGGAGGUACAAUUUGCAACCUGCCUCGUUUAUCUUUAUAACAUCUGGAAUGGUCUAUAUCCUUUAUUUUUCUUCAAACGCUUCUUAACUUUAAAUUUUCGAUAACAUUACGGAAGGCAGGCUAAUUUUUCAUUAGAAAUAAUGAAAAAAAAGUGAGAUAUCGGGAAAAAUCCAUACUGAAAGUGAGGGAAAUAAAAGUCAGUAAAGAAAACUGAGUAGGCUUCCUUGUUUACAUUCCAGUUCCAGUGUGAUCAUGGGCCAUCCUUAGAAACUUCUGUGAAAAAGGACGUUUAAUUUCAAGCAUUUCAUCUGCAUGAAAUUAGUCGUACCAUAUUAUGUAUGGUAGAACCAACUUCGUGUCGAUCAAGCGCUUGAUCAGUACAAUGCUUGGAAGCAAUAUUCACACUGUACAGUAAAUGAGCCAACAUGAGAUCACCUGCGUGCGUGAAGACGUCACAGUAAAGCUGUGUUGUUAAAAUAAGAUUUAUGUGUAUAAAUAAGGGCCAUUCUAAAAAAAGAAAGAUUUCCGUACAACUAUAACUAUUAAUAAACAAGGCUGUGGUCCGAAAGGCAAUAUUUUUUUGCCAUCGUUUUCUUUCUCUAAGAACUGUAUACAUAAUUAAGUAUGGGGUCAUGCUAAAAUCUUGCUUUUAGGGGAAAGGGGAACUACACAGUAGGUAGUCUUUAGUCCAAAUUUACCUACAAUUAAUUUGGUUUUAUCAAUUGAGCAGAUAUGUAAAUUGACCACAGCAAAGAGUUCCUAAGCUGACGUUUUGAAUGUUGGCCCUUUGUCAGGAAUUUAAACUUCAAUGACUUUCAUUCUUAUUCACCUUGAAUUAAGGAAUCAUUCAGCCUACUCAAUUCCUUACUUCAGAUGCUAGUUAAGAACUUGAAAGAGUUAAAAAGUGGCCUCAGUCAUCUUUGGGGAUAGGAAGUAGAAAAGAUUGAGUGAACUGAAUUUGAACUUUGCAUUCUCUUUCAAUACUACCUCAAGAUACUCCUGUGAUGUAACAAUAACAAAUUUCAAACUUGAACACAUCACAAACAUCCUGAGUGUGAGGGUUGCAAAAAAACACGUACAUGAUACAAUAUAUCUGUGCUAAUAAUGAUAAGAAACUAUAAACAGGUUUACUAUCUUCUCAAAAAAUCUGUAAUGCACAAACUGAAUGUAUUUCUUCAUUUACAGAAAGAUCUUCCUCAGACUCUAAGAAUGGAGGCAAAACCAAGCCAAAGAAACGCAGUUGUUUCAGUGUCUGUUUAAAGAUUACAGUGUUCGUGAUGCUGUUGCCCAUUUUUCUCUACACUGCACUUACAGUGAUUUCUGUAACAAACUCAUCCUUUGCACUGUACAUUGGGCAAUUGACUGCUGAUUACCAGUAUCCGCUGCAACGUAUGAUUCGUUUUGUGGUGUUACCCUUGCAUCAGUUCUACGACUUUACAAAGCUGGGUGCCUGGGACUGCAUGGUUGACAACCCUUUAUAUGUUCCAGGUAUGAUACCAUCAAAUACAUUUGAUUUGCUCAGCUUUGUAAAUUAUUUGUGUAGUUUUACUACUUACUUGAGUUACUUUUUUUUUCUUUUUUUUUUUUUUUUUUUAAAUUAGAGUAUGAACUUAAGAUUUCUAUCAUGUGUUACAAGCACCUUGAUUGGUCAAAAACCCAUCAUUUAUUGGACUGGUAAAUCACUUGGCUCCAGCUUGUGAUUUUCAAACUUUUCUUAUGUUCUUCUAACAUCCCAACUGGGUUAUUAUGUCUGUAAACCAAGAGAAAGUGCACUCUAUUGCUUAACCCUUUACAAUCUAACAUCAGUAUGCUUAUUCUCCAUACUGUUCUCUAAACAUUUCCUACAGUGCUGACAAGGAGAAUUUGUCUUACAAUCAAGAGCUUCUUUAGUUGGUGAUCAGUUCCUUUAUUCUCCUGACCUUGAUGUUUAAUUCAGGGUGAUGUUAUAAGGAUAAAUUUGAUGCUAGUCGCUCUUAGGAUUUAAAGGGUUAAAUGGUUGAUUCUAGCCUUGCCCCGGUCAACUUUGAGGCUUAGAAAUGGCAGGCAAAGAACUCAAUUUUUCAAAUCAAAAUAUACCACAGGAAGUUUUUCAAAACUUAAUAACAGCAUGCUUAUUUUUUGGUUUUAUUUUGUUUAUGACCUCAUGGACAUGCUACUCACUUAACUUGCUAUCUAUCAUAGCAUAGGUAGUCAGUAGCGGAGUCAGUGAGAUUGUAACAUUUGCAAUAGAAUUCUAGCCAAUUAUUUACAUGUGUUUAUUACAUUUUGCAUUUUGUUGGUAGCCUGGCUAACUGGAUUUGUAAUCUGCUGGUCACAGCUACAAACCCUCAAUCCCUCCAGUCAUUAGAUUUGUUCUCUGUUUCCUCUGAGUUUCUUUGCUAUGCUCAGUAAAAAGUCAACAGAGUAAUUUGGUUUUAGCGACUGAGUUGAUGAUAUAAAGUUAACCCACUGUUAAGAGUUUCAAAGCUGACAUUUCAAGUGUUAGCCCUUUGUCAUUUACUGUUACAAAGUGUUAAGGCUUGAAAUGUCAGCCUUGAAACUUUCUGCAGUGUCCAAUUUACAUUAUCAACUCAGUUGAUAAUAUCAAAUCACCUUUUUAUACUCUCCAACCAAGACAGUACCACAGUUUCGUUAGAAACUUCUCCCCUUUAUGAAAGAGUCAACUUGUCUACUUCCUGUCAGUUUUGGUUCUAAACCAUAAUGUUUUUGGCAGUACUCAUUCAUUAUCCACACUGGCACUGUUUUCAUUAUCAUCAUCAUUCUUAUUUUUAUCAUUUUUUUUAAUUGUGUUUUCUCUAGAAAAACCUGAUUGUGUACUAUGCAGUGAUGUGAAGACAAUUGCCAGCCGAGCCAGUGCAAAUCUGACCAAAGCUGCCUUCAAGAAGCGAUUUUAUGAAACUGCGUCACCUGUUGUGGUGAGGGACAUGCCUGGUUAUGGCGAUACCGAGCACAGUUUUGAAAAAUUCAUGGAAUUUUAUCAUACCCAUCAAGCAGCUCUGGUGGAGGAUACAUGCGAGUUCAGGAAAAAUGGAGUUAAUAAUGAAUCACUCCAAAAUAUAGCAGAAUUUCUUGGGAACUGGAAACAUUACCACCCCAAUGGAGAAAUCAUAGGGUGGUUAGUAUACUGUGGGGAUCACAUAACUUUUAACUAUAGUUUUAUAACUUUACUAUAGUUUAACCCUUAACUCUCAGAAUUGAUUAACAUGUAACUUCCCUGUGAAUAUAUGAAAAUCAUAUAUGUGAACUGCAGUUAAAGACAUAAAUAUGAAAACAAUCUUUGUGGUAAUAAACACUACUUCAGAAGUAGUGAAAAAUAAGGCUUGAAAAAAAUUCAGCAAGAUUGCUUUCAUAUUCAUGUCUUUAUCUGCAGUUCACAUUUAUGAUUUUCACAUAUUCACAGUCAUUUAUUCAUCACUUCAUGGGUUUAUUUGGAACAAACAUAAUGACUAGCUCUCAGUUGGCUUGUCAGCUCAGUUAGUAGAGCACUGCAUUGGUAUUGCAGAGGUCAUGGUUUAAAAUUUCAUACAGGCCUGAAUUUUUUUUCAGGCCUUAUUUUUUCACUACUGCUCAAGUAGAGUUCAUUACUGUGAAGAUUGCUCUCACAUUCACAUAACUUCCCCUUACAACUCCAAUGAGCUAUCUUGUAAAUAGGUUUUAAGAAAAACAGUGAGAGAAGGUUAUCAGCUACAGGGUGUUAUUUUGGAAUACAACCAAUUUUUUUGUCUAAUUUGCAAGGAAAAGUAUAGCAAUAAGUAGGGAAAAUUACCAACUGGAUCUUAGAGUUUAAGGUUUAAACAGUGAAGGUUGUAUAAAGGUAAUCCUUGCCAGUAUUUACAGGUGUUGGACUCAUGCAAUAUUGGUACAAUAUUUGACCUAUAUUGGUAUCUGCCAAAGGGCAUAGUAAGGGGUAGAUCCUGAAUGGCCUUUUUUUUUUACUCAAUAACACAUGGACCUUAUAUUUCAGGUAAGUAAAAAGGGCAAAUUCAAUGACUCUACAUGCAUGAAAAAUGUUGCUUUUCGUAAAACACAGCUUGGAUGAUGACGUGACAGUAGUGUUGGUAGUCUGGAUGUGACUCAGAGUGACCUCCCUAUGAAAAAUUGUACCUAUGCCUCUGUUGUCGUAGAGUGGUUUGCUUCAUUAAUAUAAGUUUAAACACCAUUGUUUCUCUCUUCAUGAAAAAAAGAACACACCUUGACUAAGAAUACUUUAUACUUUUCAGGAAAGUUUGCUAUGGACAGGGCUUAAGAUUGUUACGAUCCAUGUUUCCUCGCCCUUACUGUAUCCAUAGUGAAGGUGCUUUGGACAAAUGGGUGUAUCUCUUACAACCAGCCCAUGAAAUAACAGAAAGUUCCACUCAGCCAAUGAUAAUGACAGAGGUGGUACGUAUGUCAAUAUUUGUUCAAUGAUUGUGAGACAAGAGUCCUGUUGAUGUUGUUUGAACUUAUCCAUGCUGUACUCUUUCCUGUUAUUUGCUAGGCACAAGGCACGUUUGACAAUGUGUGGAUGGCCCAAGUCACUGGUUCGACACAUGUGGUUCUUGAGCCAGUUGAGGACUGUGAAGACAAGUGUGAGAAGUUUGAGUUUACACUGAAGCAAGGAGAUGUCUGUAUGUGCAUUUGAGUACUACGAAUACUUAUACUCCAUGCCUCUAACCUUAACUACUUUGAACUCCCCUAAAAUUUUAUAUAAGUCCUGCCUGCAUCUUUACUUGUCACAGUUUACAGUUCACCUUUAAGUCUUUAGGAAUAAUCUUCUCCAGAUAGUUGGAGGGUGAGUUUCAUCAAUUGGUGAGGGCCACAGGAAAAUAACAUCUGUCUCAGAGCAACUUGGAUAACUUGACAAUGAUCAUGAAAAUCCUAAAAAUAUGGGCAUUUGCCUGUAUGACUGCACAGCUCCGUAAAAACACCUAAAAGAAUUUCCUGCCUGGCCUUAAGAAGAAAUUCAGUAAUUGUACCUUUGAUUGAGUAACCUUUCCCCUCAACUUGAGAACCAACGUGUCUCCAUUCCUGAAAUGCAGCUAUAUUGCAGAGAUGAUGUUAUUCCUUUCUAGGUGUAAAGUAAAACUGUUUUACUUAUUCUAGAGCAAGUUUCUUGUCAUGUCCAACGAGGUUCUUGUCAUGUUGUACUCAUGUUGUUGUCAGUCCUUAAAAAGAUUUUUUUUGCUGUUUUUUUCCCAUUUAGUUUUCUUCUCCCAGCAUACUUGGGUGGUCAAUUUUCAGAAUCAAGGGAAGGAACCUGCGAUGAUCUUCACCUCUUCAUUUGCAUGAAAUAAUGCCUGACGUAAUGCUCGUGUGUUGGUGAAACAAGUGAUAUGUUCAGUGAGAAUAGCUACGGUUAAAAUAAAAAAAUUAAAAUUUAGCUCUGAUGACAUCUUUUUUCACCUCCCUUUCUCCGCUAGUCUUUGGACAAGGAAAACUAAAGGUUUUCGUGCUCUUGUUUCCUUGAAAACGAUACCCUGCUUAAGACUAUGAUGGUUUCAAUUUACUCCUGUUGUGGUACUAAAAUGGCUGAAAACUCAUCUUACUCUUUGAGGGCGGCAUAUACAGACCAGUGGACUGUAAACUGUACCC
Molecule: messenger RNA, 5796 nt
Organism: Pocillopora meandrina
Lineage: Eukaryota; Metazoa; Cnidaria; Anthozoa; Scleractinia; Pocilloporidae
Source: the annotation of a GenBank genome assembly